This is a messenger RNA of Sesamum indicum (sesame), 2222 nucleotides long. RefSeq names its product S-adenosyl-L-methionine-dependent methyltransferases superfamily protein. The record is from RefSeq and is a predicted model, not a curated record. Gene Ontology annotation, molecular function: methyltransferase activity. Gene Ontology annotation, cellular component: cytoplasm; endosome; trans-Golgi network. Lineage: Eukaryota; Viridiplantae; Streptophyta; Magnoliopsida; Lamiales; Pedaliaceae.
UGAAAGUUUGUCCUUUUCCUCAACAAUCAACCACAUUUCAAUUCGAAAUCUCUCGCCUUUACUGGUUUCCUCCUCUCUCCUCUCCUCCAUUGCUCCUUUACAUUUACCUCUAUCUUUCACCCACGCGGAGCUCCCUUCUCUCUUACCUCCAGUCCACACAGUAAUGUCGGCAAGAUCAAGAUCCCAAACAAGAAUCUGAUCUCCGAUAACUGAUUGAAAAUGGCGGUAUCAGCACACAGCCUCUUGCAAGAAAGAAAGUACCCAUUCAUAUUCGCCUUCUUUAUCUUACUAAUAUUCGUCACUCUCCGCCUCAUCUCCAACUCGCAGACACCCGCCGCCAUCGCUGCCGAUCUCGCUAAAUCCAACCCUUUUCCCUCCAACCCCAAGACUCCUCCCAUUUCCAGCCCUUCAAACAGUAGCACCAUUUCGCUGAAUAAUGACUUGAGAAAUGGUAAUAUCAGUUCUGAUUCUAAUACUAAUACGGGUGCAAGUGUAGAUAACGCUGCUGCUGUUGACGAUGGCGAUCAGGUGGUGGAUGUGGAGUGGGAGCUGUGCAAGGGAUCAGGGGCGGUGGAUUAUAUACCGUGUUUGGAUAAUUGGAAUGUGAUAAAAGCGUUGCCUUCGCGCAGGCAUAUGGAGCACAGGGAGAGGCAUUGCCCCGACCCGAGUCCCAAGUGUUUGGUUCCUUUGCCUAAAGGGUACAAAAUUCCGGUUCCGUGGCCUAAGAGCAGGGACAUGAUAUGGUACAACAAUGUUCCCCAUCCUAAGCUUACUGAAUACAAGAAGGACCAGCAUUGGGUGGUUAAAUCAGAUGAUUACUUUGUUUUUCCUGGCGGUGGCACACAAUUCAAGAAUGGAGUCAAUCAAUAUAUUGAGUCUAUUGAAAAGACUUUGCCAGUGAUUGAGUGGGGGAAGAAAACAAGGGUAAUUUUAGAUGUUGGCUGUGGCGUUGCUAGCUUUGGUGGUGCUUUGCUGGACAGAAAUGUCAUUACUGUGUCUUUUGCCCCAAAGGAUGAACAUGAGGCUCAAAUACAAUUUGCUCUGGAACGAGGAAUUCCUGCUAUGCUCUCCGUCAUCGGAACACAAAAGCUGACGUUCCCUGAUAAUUCUUAUGAUUUGAUUCACUGCGCACGGUGCCGAGUUCACUGGGAUGCAGAUGGUGGAAAACCAUUGAUGGAACUGAACAGAAUUCUUAGGCCUGGAGGAUAUUUUAUAUGGUCAGCCACACCAGUCUAUAAAAGUGAUGAAAGAGAUCAAAAUGUCUGGAAAUCUAUGGUAACUCUGACAGAAGCAAUUUGCUGGAAGGUAGUGACAAAGACUUUCUUUGAUUCUUCCCAAAUUGGUCUUGUUAUAUACCAAAAACCCAUGUCAUCUUCCUGCUAUCAGAAUCGCAAAGAGAAUAAUCCACCACUUUGCAAUUGGGGCAACAGGCGAAAUAAUUCAUGGUAUGCGCCUCUCGACAGUUGCCUUGUGCCACUUCCAGUUGACUCAGACAAAUGGCCCUCACCCUGGCCUGAAAGGCUCAUCAAUACACCUCAAAGCCUAUCAGCAGUACCAGAUGCUGAAGAAACCUUCAAAGGGGAUACCAGACACUGGUCUGCACUUGUCUCAGAAGUUUAUCUCGGAGGUCUUGGUAUAAAUUGGUCAAGUGUGAGGAAUGUGAUGGAUAUGAAUGCUGGCUAUGGAAGUUUUGCUGCUGCACUCAUAAGCCAACCACUAUGGGUGAUGAACGUCGUUCCAAUUCACAAACCGGAUACUUUAUCUGCCAUUUUCGAUAGAGGCCUGAUUGGAACUUACCACGACUGGUGUGAAUCUUUUAACACCUACCCUCGAACAUAUGAUCUUCUGCAUUCCAGUUUCCUGCUCAGAAACUUGUCUAUGAGAUGUGAUAUAAUAUCAGUAGCAGCAGAGAUGGAUCGCAUAUUAAGACCAGGUGGAUAUCUGCUAGUUCAAGACACAAUCGAAUCUAUUUCCAAGAUCACACCAAUUCUAAAAUCUCUUCAUUGGUCCACAAAAGUACAUCAAGAACAGUUUCUUGUUGGCACGAAAGACUUUUGGCGGCCAGAUGCAGAAAAGUAGAGUGUCAAGAUCUCUUACAUUUUACCAUGUAUAAGCAGCUUCACCUUAAUUUUGUUUCAUCAAUUGUACGAUAUUUUUCACAUUGUUUACAGUUGAAGUGGGGAUUUUUGGAAAAUAUAAUACCAGUAUAUUGUUAGUUUCAA